AAAAUGGAUAACUAGCCCUUUCUGGUUCUCUCUUGUUUGUGCAUUAUCAGAAGGCUUUAGUUUUCUUUUCAGUGAGCAGUAAUGGAUGUGACUUUUCUCCAUCUGGACGGGUGUAAGGGCUCUGUAUUUUUUGACCUCAUUUUGCGACUCCAAGAAUCCAAACACAAAAACAUCCAAACCGCAAGCGCUCGCAUCCGUUUGAUUUUGUUGUCACUUUAAUUUUCUAUGUAUUCCUUCUCAUGUUUCAUUUUCAGAUUUUUGUUAGAUGAAAAGUGAAAACAAAAACAAAAAGUCAUUUGGUAACUAUUUUCAAAUUUUGUAUUCUGAACUUUGGGAACAAACACAAAUUAAGCAUUUUGGCGGACAAAGAAGGAUACAGAUUCAGCCACUGUUAUUCCUCUAACAAGUAUAAAGCAUUUUUGGGCUGAUGGAGAUGUGUGCAGAAUGAAGAUAUUGUUUUUAAACAAGAAAAGGAGAAGACGUUGGCCCUACCUGGGUAGGUGACAAAACCAACCCAAAUGGUGUGUGCAGCCUCCUAAAAAGCAUAUAUAAAUUAUAUUAUAUAUGUAUAUGCAUGGAUGCUGCUGCUGCUGUUUUGGAACUCUCCAUUUUGUGCUUUGUGCAUCUAAUUGAAGCCAACAAUGGAGCUCGUAGUUAUCACUACACUAUGUCUCUGUCUUUCGGCUCUCCUCCCUCUCUGUUCCUCUCAACAAUUUGAGGUCCCAGAGGCUCAAGCGCUUCCAAAGAGGCUCAGACUCACUGAAGAGUUGGCGACUGCAAAAAUGAAUGGCGAUGAAGAGUUGAUGCCAUACAACCACCAGAAGGCAGAUCUCUCACGGAAGCAUAAUGAGGAAGAAAGCAGAGUCCAAGCAAGAGUGGGAACAUGGCGAGAGUGGUCGGAGAUGGGGGCGGGCUCGUCGGAGUUUUUCACGAUGGAUUAUUCCCACGUCAGAAGACGACGACCCAUACACAACAAGAACAAGCGUCUGCGGGCAGGUCCAUGAAACAUGCAUGGGCAUGGGUUUAAUUUCGUCGCCAGGGAAACUUGUAAAACACAGAUUUUGGGGAAAGGGAGCCACUCUGUCGAGUCUAAGGUCGGCCAUGGCCGACAUUUUGGAGCAAAGCUCCAAAGCCUUUUGCUGCUAACUAGGAACAGCUUGCUCUGCUCUCGAUCUUGUAUUUUGAAAUUAUAUUAUAUAUAUAUAUAUAUAUAGAGAGAGAGAGAGAGAGAGAGAGAGAGAGAGCAUUUUGGAAGCUGAUUUUGUUUCUCCGUAAAUCGAUGCACGAAGUCAAAUGAGG
Diospyros lotus (date-plum) is the source of this 1299-nucleotide messenger RNA. RefSeq lists its product as uncharacterized. The record is from RefSeq and is a predicted model, not a curated record. Bases 642 to 1004 code for a protein of 120 amino acids. Lineage: Eukaryota; Viridiplantae; Streptophyta; Magnoliopsida; Ericales; Ebenaceae. The transcript is spliced from 4 exons.